GGGUGUAAAGAGGGUGAUUUGGUUUGAACAGGACGGCGCGUUCGUUUGGCUUUGCGGUUACGAUGCCUCGGCAGGUUCAAGACCCCAAUGGGAAGAAGUCUCUAAACGUAAACAAUGAAUCGAAUAGGAUUUUAUGGAAGUGUACUCAAGCAAAUUGUCAAGGCUUUGUCUCUCGCACAGACCACAAAUGUAGCCUGUGUAAGAAACUCUCGAGUUUUCCCAACACGGCACUGGCAUCGAUAAGUAAAGGGAAUACUAUUAAUAUAACUGCCAAUGAUACGCUAUCUGUAAAAAGACCAAGAACUUCUAGCGACAGUCACCUUGUUCCGCUUAAUAUUUUCAGCAUUGGAAGGUCGGGAAUUUACGAUGGCCGUUCAGAGGACUGUUGCAUUACCUCCUCUUCAAUCUUGUGCAGAGUUAAAGUUGAAGGUGUUUGGACUAACCUCAGUAUUCAUGCCAACGACAUCGAAAUGCUUGUGUUCUGUGAAUCUCUUCAAGUGCUAUUUCUGAAGCCAUACGACUCAUACAAAUCACAGCUCUCAAACCACCUGAAGCUCAGAGAUUUUGUUUUACGUAAGGUUUCGGGUGGUCAUUUUAUAAGUGUUUGGUGUGCUAACGUCAAAUGGCUGGUUUUCGUGUUUCGAGAACCUUCCACAAGCGAACCUCUUUAUUUAACUGUGAGUAAUCUCGAAGGUUUGGCCAACAAAAUUGGGAGAAGUGGAGUCUGUGAUAUGCAGUGUAGUUCAGAAAACGCUAGGGAAAUUCUUUCUAGCUGUGGUCUUCGUCUCCCCCGUUCUGAGCUGAGAAGGACUGGUACAGCAUCUACUGAACCUUCAAUCAUAAAUCGAAUAGUUCAAGGCCAAGCUCUUGCUGAUACGCAUUAUUCUGUGGAACCUAGUUCAUCCCAGACAGUCAAAUAUGUAAAUGAAGGUGGUUUAUUAACUAAUGUGAUAAAUACUCUUACGAACAACGGCUUCCAGUUGAAAACGAAUUCUGGCUCUGCAACGCACGAAAGCAACGUAAAUUGUAGAGGAAAAUCGGAAACAAAUGAAUUAGACGAGGAAUGUGACGACUUAAUUAUAAUACAUGAAGAAAAUACUUCUAAUGUGGCCGCUCAACCUCCUGGUGAUAAUGUGCAAGCAGAGUCGACUACGAAUUGUGACGAAGACUCCUUUAAAUUUGAUUAUAAGCCUGCUGGAUCUGUUGAUGGUAUAACAUUGACGAAAAGUGAUCUUCAGUGUCUUGAACCUGGAGCUCUUAUAAACGAUGCAAUAAUCAAUUUUUAUUUGAAAUACUUGUACUUCGAGCAACUGACGGACUUUCAGAGACAAGCUACUCAUGUAUUCAAUGUGUUUUUCUAUAGUCGGUUAACAGGCGGCAAUGUAUCAGUUGAUACACGCAACUCCACAGUCACAGAAACGACAACAGAAAUGAUACUUGCUCGGCACGCCAAUGUAGCCAAGUGGACACGUCGAGUUGAUCUUUUCAGUAAAGAUUAUAUCAUUAUUCCAAUAAAUGAAAGUUCCCAUUGGUUUGUUGCUCUCGUUUGCUAUCCUUGGAUGGCGGGAAUGGUCAGUUAUACAGCUCUUUAUGAUGAACAAGUUUAUCACCUCUGUCAGUUAACAGAAGAAUUUGCUGAUGUAGAUCUUAUUGAAUUCUCAGGUGAUCCACACUUGUCAAAUAUCGGUGAAGAAGUUAUUCAAAGGUUACCUACAGAUUUUCAAGGUCAAGCAUUUGAUCGGUGGAGACGAAAACGUCUAGCCUGGCUUCGCAAAUGUGGUAUCAAUGCUAUGCCAUGCAUUCUACUCUUCGAUUCGUAUCCUGUUCAAACUAGAAUUACUAAUUUGUCUACUAUUCGGGAGUAAGAUAUUUCUACAUUUGUGCAUGUAUCUGUGACUUGAUUACGCUGUGUUGUUGUGUAGAGCAAUGAAAAAUAUGACUGUUUGUUGCAUAUGAGUUAUGCUUUCUUUUCAUGUAAAGAAUUUCACACUUUUAUGCCGUGCCAUUCAACUUUUCUUCCCUAAACUGAACUAUGCUCAUGUUCGUUCACUGGUUAAAAAGUAGAGCUGUAGACUGUGUGUGAAACGCGUUGAGCGUGUCAAGCCAUACCCCUGACAGUCAUCAAUGAUUGAAAGAAAAUCAGGUGUAGUUGUUGUGUUGGCAUGGAAUAAAAAUGGCAAGAGUGUGUGCGAGUCAAUAUAAAAGUAGAAGAAAUUGAAAAGGCGAGCACACUAGGUAAAACAAGUUGAUCAUUAUGCCUUGUAAAUGAGAAAGCGUCGUGAAAUAGUUGUGGUGAGUCUACCGAAACGUUUUGAUAACAGAAGGUUAGAUAAUGAGCGAACACUUUAAAGGACAGAAUGUCUUGUCGACAACCUCAUUACAUCUGCCCACCAAUUGAACUGAACACAGUCUGAUUGGAAUGUCAACAGCGGUCGCCAUCCGGUGAAUGAGAUUGGAAAAGUUGUGUGUAAUCUGAAAACAAAGCAGAACAUUGAAACCUUGUGCUGUGAUCGCGAAGAUAUUUACAGAUGGGAGUGAUGAAUUAUUGAAUGCAUUCACUACAGUGUCAAGGCUUUUUCUUGGCUGAUUGACUGCCACUGUAGAACCUUGGAGAAAAGUAAGGCAGUUCAAGUUCUGCACAUAAGUUCACAAGUAUGCAAAUCUUGAGAGAAAAAGUUUGAAGGAAUUACGAUGAAGAGAAUGUAUGGAGGAAAGGAUAAUUACAACGUAUGCAGAGUGAUUGAGGAGUGAUGAAUGUUGGAGAGUGUAUGCAGGGUGGAUAGACUUGUUCCACUGCGAAGAAGGAUUUUAAGCCGUGUCAGGUGACUUUCCUGAAAUAAUAAAUAGUCAAAGGUUUCAUGGAUUGAUGAAAUGUUUUGCUUUCAUCGCCAUCAAAACUUUUGGAGAUUAAAAUCAAUCAUGUCAUCUAAGAUUAUACUUGAUGUGGAAGACAAGGCCAUGAAUAUUAGCAUGCUUAGCACAUGUUCUAGUUAUCUCAAUCCGUACAGUUAACUAGCUAGCUAGCUUCACAACCACCUCAUCAUCUGUUGGUGAAGACCAAUCCUACAGCAUCAUCUUCCAUUUGACAUAGGUGAUUAGCAUACACCCUUAAGUAAUGCCUUUUUUGAUCAAAGUUCUACAUUGAUGAGUCAGCGAACCGGUUAGUAUAUAUCAAGCGCAAAAUAACGUUUUGUUCAUUUCAGUUAUUUGCAGGCGGAGUGGAUCACUCGGAGGUCAUCACAAGACGGUCUUCUACACUUCGACAGAGACACAAUCCGAGGAUUCAGUCCUCGAGUGCCCCUACAGAGUAAUCCCGUCGACUGUGGAAUAUUUUUGCUUCACUACAUUGAGAUGUUUUUCAAGAAACCUGUACGAAGCUAUACGAAGCAGUAUUUUCAGAACGAAAUGGCUACUUGGUUUCCCGAUUCUACCGUCGGUGAAAAGCGAACUCUAAUCCACAAUCUCCUAAUGAGGCUACGCGAAAGUGUCGUGAAUGAGACAGCAAUGCGGCAAUGACAAUAGUUUUCUGCUUCAAAGAUCAUCCGGUCUCUUUGUAUAUAUGUAUAUAUGAUAUACGUGUACUAUUUUACUUCUGGUGUUGUUUCAAUGUCGUAGAUUUGAAACAUUAUCUAUGCCACCCAGCCAUAGGUAACAAAUAACCCAAUAUCAGAUAUUUUUUACUAAUGAAGUGUGAAAACUCGUGCACAUUCUUUUUGUUUUUAUAUUUUCAUUAUUGCAAGAAAAAUUCCUGAAUGCACCACUUGACUUUUAUACUUUUGAUUUUUCUUAAUUAAAAUGUAAAU
Messenger RNA from Trichobilharzia regenti, 3803 nucleotides. NCBI's taxonomy places the organism in Eukaryota, Metazoa, Platyhelminthes, Trematoda, Strigeidida, Schistosomatidae. The record is from the annotation of a GenBank genome assembly.